Dendrobium catenatum is the source of this 926-nucleotide messenger RNA. RefSeq names its product probable inactive leucine-rich repeat receptor-like protein kinase At3g03770. Bases 12 to 926 code for a protein of 304 amino acids. Gene Ontology annotation, cellular component: membrane. The record is from RefSeq and is a predicted model, not a curated record. Gene Ontology annotation, biological process: protein phosphorylation. Gene Ontology annotation, molecular function: ATP binding; protein kinase activity. The transcript has 6 exons. Lineage: Eukaryota; Viridiplantae; Streptophyta; Magnoliopsida; Asparagales; Orchidaceae.
UUUCUCAGGCUAUGAAGUUGGGUGCCCAAGUGCUACCUACUUAUAGAGCAUUCUCCUUGGAGGAUUUAAAAGAAGCAACCAAGAACUUUGAAAGUUCAUCAUAUAUAGGCGAGGGCACAGCUGGAAAGCUUUACAAGGGGAGGCUAGAAAAUGGAACAUUUGUUGCUAUAAGAUGUUUGGUAUUGUCUCGAAAACAUUCAAUAAGGAACUUAAAGUUAAGGUUGGACUUACUUUCAAAGCUUCGCCAUCCACAUUUGGUUUGCCUCUUAGGACAUUGCAUCGAUGGUGGGGCAGAUGAUUGUAGUGUUGAUAGGGUCUUUCUUGUUUAUGAAUAUGUACAAAAUGGAAAUUUUCGCUCUCACUUAUCAGAGCGCAGUAUGGAGAAAGUUUUGAAGUGGCAAGAAAGAUUGGGAGUUCUCAUCGGCAUAGCUAAGGCAGUACACUUCCUUCACACUGGAGUAAUUCCUGGUUUCUACAAUAAUCAACUGAAGUCGCAUAACAUUUUGCUAGAUGAAUAUCUUGUAGCAAAAGUGAGUGACUAUGGCUUGUCGAUCAUUACAGAAGAAAUUCACAAAAAUGAGGCCAGGGCUGAUGGGCAGAGAGCCAUCCAAAGCAUGUCUAAAGCAUCGGAAGGAUUAUGCUUGGAGGAUGAUGUGUAUUCAUUUGGUUUAAUCUUACUUGAAGCACUUAUUGGAUUACGAAGGUCUGAAAAAGGAGGAGCAUUUCUCCCAUAUGAAAUGGUAUGUCAAAAUACGAAUUUUAUUGAAAUAAAGGAUGAAAGAUCUGGUUUUCCAACAAUUGAAGGAAUCAUAAUAUUCAAAGACAGCUAUUAUAGAACACCUUAUGAUGAGGACAUCAGAUUUCGACAUGUGUAUUGUCGUCGGAGACGUAGAUUGACAGCUACGAUCCAGAGCCUAUACUUUUGA